AAUGGCGACACGUUGCAAUGAGGUAGGCGAAUUACAGCAACUAUGGACAUUACCAGACCCCGAACUACAACGGAAUCCUUGCCACUUAUCACAUGGGUUAAUUUAUGCUGCUGUAGCAGGGAUUGUGUAUGGUCUCUGUACAGUCACUGUAAAGCUAGCAGAAACAAACGAUAGCUCAACGGCUCAGAUAGUAUUCACACAGAACGUACUAUGUGUAUUGGCGAUGAUACCUUUUAUUCUACACCAACAAUUACCUAUUGUGAACUACCCUAAGAGGGACAAAGGUUUGCUCAUAUUAAACGGAGUCAUUGAAGCCAUUGGAAGAAUAAGUCUGUAUUAUGCGUUUAGGUAUGGACUCGUCGGCAAUGUUUCAUCUAUAACGUUUGGUACACUGCCUAUCAUAACAGCUUGCAUUGCGAGAAUAUUCUUAGGCGAAAAAUGGAAUUUUGUUGAUGCAGUUAAUACUAUUUUGAAUGUCGCUGGUAUCGUUCUUAUUACGGGACCAUCAUUUAUGCUUGGCAACAGCAGUGACGAGAGUGGACAUGAUAGCACAAACAACCUUGCCAUAUCGACAGUUCUAAGUAUAGUAACAGCCGUAUUACUUGCCAUUUCUGCCGUCGCGAUCCGCUCAUUAAGGACUGAUGUGCAUAUAACAGUCAUUUUAUUUUACGUCGGUGCUAUUGGAUCAGUUGUUAUUUUCCCGGGACUUUUAAUAUCUAAUGUAGAUUCAUGGCAUGGCAAUUUAUAUGCAUGGGUUUAUACAUGUGUCCAGGCAAUAUGUUACAUAUUGGCAAGCCUUGCUGUUAUGUCUGCGUUACACAUGGAACAGGCGCCUACUGUUAUUUUGCUCGUCAAUAUUCAAAUAUGCGUAGCUUACAUAGGAGACGUGACUAUCUUCUCCGAAAAUGUAAAAUUUUGGGAAAUUAUUGGAGCCGCACUAAUUUUAGGUAGCUCAGCUAUUGUGGCCGUGUAUAAGUGGUGGAAUAAUCGAAAGAACUGCUCAGAAGUUUCAUGA
Saccoglossus kowalevskii is the source of this 1015-nucleotide messenger RNA. RefSeq names its product solute carrier family 35 member G1-like. NCBI's taxonomy places the organism in Eukaryota, Metazoa, Hemichordata, Enteropneusta, Harrimaniidae. The record is from RefSeq and is a predicted model, not a curated record.